AUGGAAUUUAGUAACGAAACCAAAGAAACCUUUAAAAUUCAAACAACAAAGGUUACGCAGUUAUUAUCAAAUGAAGUGAAAAAGCAACAAGUGACGAAUGAUAUGGUUGCGUGUACCUCAUGUGGUGAUAAUAUUUUGUCCAAGUAUUAUCUUCGCGUGGCCGAUAAAUUAUUUCACGAAGAAUGUCUUCAAUGUACAAUUUGCAAAUUAUCACUCGAAUCGCAUAAAUCAUGUUUUAUAAAAGGAAUUCAAAUAUUUUGCCGUCAAGAUUAUUAUAAGCGUUAUGGCAGUAUAAAAUGUUCAAAAUGUGGUAGAAACAUUCAGCCAAGUGAUUGGGUCCGUCGUGCAAAAGAACAUGUUUAUCAUUUGGCUUGUUUUGCUUGCAAUUCAUGCAAAAGACAACUAUCCACUGGAGAAGAGUUUGCAUUAUUAAAUUCAGCUGUGUUAUGCAAAACACACUAUUGUGAAAGUUCAGAAAAUGAUGAUCCAAAACAAGGCAAGGCGAAACGGGUUAGAACAACGUUCACCGAAGAACAACUUCAAGUACUACAAGCAAAUUUUGAAGUAGAUUCGAAUCCAGAUGGACAAGAUCUCGAGAGAAUAGCACAAAUUACGGGUUUGAGUAAAAGGGUUAUUCAAGUUUAUUUUCAAAAUACUCGAGCAAGACAAAAGAAAAUCCGCGAUAAAAACGUGCACGAACUUCGCCAUCAACAACAGCAAGAACAACAACAACAAAUAAGCUUAAGUACGAUGGUAGGUAACGUCGAUAAAUCAAAAGACGAUAUGCCUGUCAGCGAUGAUUUUCAUAAUAUGCCGUCCAGACAUUGUCAUCAAUUAAAAUUGAAUGUAAAUCUAAUGAAUCAUCGCAGUUCGAUUAGACAACAUCAUUAUUUAUUUCUAUUGACUCACGGAGAAAAAUAUUUGGUUAAAUCAGAUGCAAGCGAAGAUCAGCAGGAUACAUUGAGUACAAAUCACUGGUCGAAUGAACAAAACUCCCCUUCAAUGAUAUAUGAUGCUGAGAACAGUCUGGACGUGAGUACAGAUGAAUAUUCCACUGGAUUCAUCUAA
This is a messenger RNA of Didymodactylos carnosus, 1068 nucleotides long. Lineage: Eukaryota; Metazoa; Rotifera; Eurotatoria; Philodinida; Philodinidae. The record is from the annotation of a GenBank genome assembly.